GUGUAUAUUUUUGUAUAAGGGUAUCUGAGUGACAGGCUGAGGCAUAAUCUCAUUUUUCUCCUCAUCCUCUUUCUUCUUCACAAGGGUCCCUCUUCUUUGAUUCUCUCUCUCUCUCUCUCUCUCUCUCUCUCUCUCUCUCUCUCUACUCUGAGUAGCUUGGGGAAAAAUUGGUUCGUUAAUUUUUUGAAGGCGCAGAAGAGCAUUAUACGUAUAAAUCACAUCGAAUUCUUCGCAUUUGUUUGAUUCUCUGCAGAAGAUUGUAGAGAAAUCUUGACACCAUGAAGCAUAAAGAUGGAAAGCCAAUUUCGCUGGAUAGAAAUUCUAGGACAGUGCCAAUGGCUAUAAUGUUUGUAGUGCUGUGCGGGUUCUCUUUCUACCUCGGCGGAAUCUUCUGUUCGGAAAAGGAAAACUAUGUUACCGACCAAGUUAAUAAAGCGGUUGAAACUUCCAAGGAAACACCCGCUGGAUCUCUCCAAAUCAAAGCUGUAAACUUUCCGGAAUGCAGUGCAGAUCUUCAGGAUUACACACCAUGCACAGAUCCAAAAAGGUGGAAAAAGUACAGUCUUCAUCGCCUUUCUUUCAUGGAGCGCCAUUGCCCUCCAGUUUUUGAAAAGAAAGAGUGCUUGGUUCCCCCUCCUGAUGGUUAUAAAGUACCCAUUAAAUGGCCACAGAGCAAGAAUGAAUGUUGGUACAGGAAUGUUCCAUAUGAUUGGAUUAACAAGCAAAAAUCAAACCAACAUUGGCUGAAGAAAGAAGGGGAGAAGUUCCUCUUCCCAGGUGGCGGUACUAUGUUCCCAAACGGUGUUAGUGAAUAUGUUGACUUAAUGCAAGAUUUGAUUCCGGGAAUGAAAGACGGGACAAUCAGGACCGCCAUUGAUACUGGAUGUGGGGUUGCUAGCUGGGGAGGUGAUUUACUAGAUCGGGGGAUUCUCACUGUUUCACUCGCACCUAGAGACAAUCACGAGGCUCAAGUUCAAUUCGCUCUAGAACGUGGAAUUCCCGCAGUUCUUGGCAUUAUCUCAACACAAAGACUCCCUUUUCCAUCUAGCUCCUUUGACAUGGCUCACUGCUCAAGAUGCCUAAUUCCAUGGACUGAAUUCGGUGGAAUCUACCUAUUGGAGAUAAACCGUAUCCUCCGACCUGGUGGUUUCUGGGUGCUCUCAGGCCCACCAGUAAACUACGAGAAUCGUUGGAGAGGAUGGAACACAACCAUCGAAGACCAAAGAUCCGAUUACGAAAAGCUGCAAGAACUGCUAACCUCAAUGUGCUUCAAACUGUACAACAAGAAAGACGACAUUGCAGUGUGGCAGAAACUAUCCGAAGGCAGCUGCUACAAAAAGCUCGAGGCACCCGAUACUUACCCACCGAAAUGUGACGAUGGCACAGAGCCAGAUGCAGCAUGGUACACUCCGAUUAGGCCCUGUGUGGUCGUUCCCGACCAAAAGUACAAAAAAACUUCGCUAAAAUCGCUCGCUAAAUGGCCUGAAAGACUGCACACUGCACCCGAACGUGUUUCUGAUGUUCGUGGAGGAAGUGACGGUGCUUUCAAGCAUGAUGAUAGUAAGUGGAAGUCAAGGGCCAAGCACUACAAGAAGCUUCUGCCUGCUAUUGGAACUAAUAAGAUAAGAAAUGUGAUGGAUAUGAACACUCUUUAUGGAGGAUUUGCUGCUGCUUUGAAUGAUAAUCCUUUGUGGGUUAUGAAUGUUGUUUCGUCUUAUGCUCCGAAUACACUUGCUGUCGUCUAUGACAGAGGCCUCAUCGGGACCUAUCACGAUUGGUGUGAGGCUUUCUCAACCUAUCCUAGAACAUAUGAUCUUCUCCAUUUAGACGGCCUUUUCACUGCUGAAAGCCACAGGUGUGAAAUGAAGUAUGUUCUGUUGGAGAUGGAUCGAAUUCUACGACCGAACGGGUAUGCAAUAAUCCGAGAAUCGAGCUACUAUGUUGAUGCUGUUUCCACAUUAGCUAAAGGGAUGAAAUGGAGUUGCCAUAAAGAAGAAACAGAGUACGGCGUUGAACAGGAAAAGAUACUCGUUUGCCAGAAGAAACUGUGGUAUUCCUCUAAGAAGAGUUCAUGAUUAUUAUUACUAUAAUACGGAGGGGAAAAAUUACCGAGUUUUCAUGUAGAGAAUGAGGAAGGAAGUUAUAUAUUACAUUUGAUACACAACAACCAGCCAUAGAAGAAGAAAGGCGAGUUCAAGUUCUAUAUACCAAUCAGAGGCAUAUGAUCUUUCAAACGAAGACGAGUUAGCAGGUCGAAUAACCAGGUUACUAUUAAUAGUUUUUAGUGCUUUUUUUAUUUUUAUAUUUAUUUUUUGACAUAAUAUUGUUAUUCUUUCGCAAGGCUCUUUCUUAUAUAUGACGAUGCCUAUUGUAUUUUUAUUUUUAUUUUUUCCCAUUUCCUCGUGAAGCUGUGAAAUCUGUAAUGGUGUUUGUAAGACACAGCUGGUUAUGCAGCUUUUUUUAUUUAUUUUAUUGGAAUACUAUUUUGAAGCUUCGGAAAAA
Molecule: messenger RNA, 2502 nt
Organism: Erythranthe guttata (spotted monkey flower)
Lineage: Eukaryota; Viridiplantae; Streptophyta; Magnoliopsida; Lamiales; Phrymaceae
Product: putative methyltransferase PMT21
Cellular component (GO): cytoplasm; endosome; trans-Golgi network
Molecular function (GO): methyltransferase activity
Source: RefSeq, a predicted model, not a curated record